UACUUUUAGGGCUCUCGGUUAGUAUAUAUGUAGGCCUAUAUCUAACCUCUUCGGUGCAUCACAUCUCUCUCUCUCUCUCUCUAGAAUCUGUGCAUUUUCUUUCUCUCUGCUGUAAGCCAUGGCCAAGGGUCCAGGUCUGUACACCGAUAUUGGCAAGAAAGCUCGGGAUCUUCUGUACAAGGACUACCACUGCGACCAUAAGUUCGUCCUCACGACCUACUCUCCAACUGGUGUUGCCAUUACGGCAUCGGGAACGAAGAAAGGUGAGCUAUUUAUUGCUGAUGUUAAUACCGUGUUGAAGAACAAGAAUGUCACCACUGAUAUCAAAGUGGACUCAAACUCCCAUCUUUUUACUACUAUCACGGUUGAUGAGCCGGCUCCUGGAUUGAAGACAAUCUUUAGCUGCAAAAUUCCUGAUCAAAGAUCUGGCAAGUUUGAAGUUCAAUACUUGCAUGACUAUGCGGGGAUAAGCACAAGUGUGGGGUUGACAGCUAACCCUAUUGUCAAUUUCUCGGGUGUGGUGGGAACAAAUGUGGUUGCACUUGGUACAGAUGUCGCCUUUGACUCCCAGACUGGGAACUUCACCAAGUGCAAUGCUGGAUUUAGCGUCUCCAACGCUGACCUUAUUGCUUCUUUGACCCUGAAUGACAAGGGCGAAACUCUCAAUGCUUCAUACUACCACACAGUGAGCCCCCUGACCAACACAGCUGUUGGGGGAGAGGUGUCCCACAGCUUCUCCACCAAUGAGAACACCAUCACUGUCGGCACCCAACACUCAUUGGACCCAUUGACUACUGUGAAGGCACGAGUUAACAACUUCGGCAAGGCAAGUGCCCUCAUCCAGCACGAGUGGCGACUAAAGUCACUUUUCACCUUAUCUGGGGAAGUGGACACGAAAGCUCUUGACAAGUCUGCGAAGUUUGGGUUGGCCUUGGCUCUCAAACCCUAGGUGUUCUAUUCAGCCUAGUGUGGUUAAGACCAAGAAGGUGUGCAGUGAGCACAGCAAGGUAGUAUAGUGGUCUGUUCAAACUUUCUUCUGUUAGUAUCAGUUGAUUCUCGUCUCUCUUUUUUUUUUUGUGGUUUUUGUACGGGGAAGAUAAUGCUAGAUCGUUUAUGAAAUGUGUUUCAAUGCGUGGUUCUUAUGUUUCCUCAAUUCAUCCCUUGUCAAAACAUGGAACAGAGCUCUUGAUAUUUGAAGAGAUUCAUCCCUUGUCAAAACAUGGAACAGAGCUCUUGAUUUUUGAAGAGCUUUGCGUCGUUGACUUGA
Molecule: messenger RNA, 1267 nt
Organism: Rhododendron vialii
Lineage: Eukaryota; Viridiplantae; Streptophyta; Magnoliopsida; Ericales; Ericaceae
Product: mitochondrial outer membrane protein porin of 34 kDa-like
Exons: 6
Coding region: 119-949 (276 amino acids)
Biological process (GO): monoatomic anion transmembrane transport
Cellular component (GO): mitochondrial outer membrane
Molecular function (GO): voltage-gated monoatomic anion channel activity
Source: RefSeq, a predicted model, not a curated record